This is a messenger RNA of Klebsormidium nitens, 4622 nucleotides long. NCBI's taxonomy places the organism in Eukaryota, Viridiplantae, Streptophyta, Klebsormidiophyceae, Klebsormidiales, Klebsormidiaceae. The record is from the annotation of a GenBank genome assembly.
GCUUGCUGUGGUAUAGCAAGCCCAGAAGAACUAGUGGAUAGGAACCGAAGCCUAAGGCCAAGGCAAAGGAUCAAGAUAGAUUAUUGUGAAUCUGAAGGUGGUGGAGCGUUUGGUUUCUCCGUUGGAUCGAUUGUAUUCUUGCAGACUGGUGCCAGCGGGAGCUGCGGAGAAGGUCAGCAAUACCUCAUCUCUGGACAAUCCACGCCAGGAAGCAGUUCUCAGUCCGAGUGGUUGAUUGCUCUCUCCACUUGGGCCGCUAGCAUGGGACAAGGGGCGGAUGGUCAGCCCUUGGAGGGGGCCCAGGGUGUCCCCCUGGACAUAGAAAACUCGCCAGUAGGGUCAACACAACCAGCUGCAGCGCUAGCUUCAGCGGCCCCCCUGGCGGGUGCGAGCGCUGUGCCCCCGUCCGGCACGAUGGAACCCCUCACUGAGACCAAGUCUGCAGAGGGCGCAAAGGGCGGGCCUGCUAAGUCCGUUUCCUUCCGGAAACUAUUCACAUAUGCCGAUAAGCUGGAUUGGAUCUGCAUUGUGGUCGGGACGCUCGGGGCUGUAGCGAUGGGGGCUGCGAUGCCCUUGCUGACGCUCCUGUUUGGGCGGCUGAUCAACGCGUUUGGGAACAACUCGACCGACCCCGACGAGCUUUACAAGCAAGUGAAGACGGUGGCGACCUUGUUUGUCUAUCUUGCAAUAGGAGCGGCUGUCGCCGCGUACUGUGAGGUUACUCUGUGGUCCCUGGCCGGCACCCGCCAGUCUGCCAGGAUCCGCAGCAAGUAUUUGAAAGCGAUCCUGCGGCAGGAUAUUGGAUUCUUUGAUACGGAGACCUCAACCGGCGAGGUUGUGGGGCGAAUGUCUGGAGAUACGCUGAUGAUUGAGCAGGCCAUCGGAGAGAAGGUUGGUCAGUACAUCCGGCUCAACGUCCAGUUCAUCGCCGGUUUCGCCAUCGCCUUCUCGAAGGGCUGGCUCCUCACUCUAGUUCUCCUGGCCGUCACUCCUGUGCUGGUCGUUGUCGGAGCAAUUAUGACGUUCUCAAUGACGCGUCUAGCCGCCCGUGGCCUGGAAUCAUAUGCGCAGGCCGGCAGCCUCGCUGAGCAGGUUAUCGGCGCAAUUCGGACGGUGGUGUCAUUUGUUGGCGAGAAGAAGGCCGUCCAAACAUACGACUCGAUGUGCAAGGAAGCGUACAAGGUCGGGGUGCGGCAGAAGUUUGCGAUCGGGGGUGGCAUGGCCGUGUUCCUCUCGGUCGUCUUCUGCACGUAUGCGCUCGCGCUGUGGUACGGGUCGAGGCUCAUCCUCAAGGGUGACUAUACCGGAGGCGACGUCAUGAACGUCCUGUUCGCCGUCAUGAUUGGCGGCAUGAGCCUGGGCCAGGGAUCCCCCAACCUCGCCGCCAUCGCCUCUGGCCGGGCUGCAGCCUACAAGAUGUUCCAGGUGAUCGAGCGCAACCCCCCGAUCGAUGUGGAUGACUUGUCCGGCGAGACGCCUGCCAGCGUGAAUGGCGACAUCGAGCUGAGGAGCGUGGGGUUCUCGUACCCUGCCCGUCCCGACGUCAAGCUGUUUACCAACUUCAGUCUAAGCAUCCGGGCAGGGCAGACGGUUGCUUUGGUUGGGGAGAGCGGUUCAGGCAAGUCGACAGUGGUUUCGCUCAUCGAGCGCUUCUAUGACGUCACGUCGGGUUGCGUCACCCUGGACGGUGUCGACAUCCGAAAGCUCCAGCUCAAGUGGCUCCGACAGCAGAUCGGGCUAGUGUCUCAAGAGCCUGCCCUUUUCACGGCGAGCAUCAAGGAGAACAUAGCGUAUGGCAAAGACGGCGCGACUAUGGACGAGAUCGUCAUUGCUGCGAAGGCCGCCAACGCCCAUAAGUUCAUCACGAAGCUGCCGGCCGGCUAUGAUACGCAGGUGGGCGAGCACGGGAUCCAGCUGUCAGGCGGGCAGAAGCAGAGGGUUGCGAUUGCACGGGCGGUGCUCAGGGACCCGCGCAUCCUGUUGUUGGACGAGGCGACGAGCGCGCUGGAUUCUGAAUCGGAGCGGAAGGUGCAAGACGCACUGAACAGGGUCAUGGUUGGGCGGACCACGGUGGUUGUCGCACACAGGCUGACGACCAUUAUGAACGCGGACAAGAUCGCCGUCGUCCAGCGCGGAGCGAUCGUCGAGGAGGGCCGCCACGGCGAGCUGAUGGCGCGCCCCAACGGCGCAUAUGCAGCGCUUGUUCGUUUGCAGGCCCUGGAAGAGAGCCGCCCACAGCAGAAACCGGUCCUUGCUCUGAGCCACUCCGGUCUGAAGACCGCCGGCGGUCUGCGGCAGUUGCAGCUCACCGCGAGCGGACUAAGCGACAAGGAAGCGGGAAAGAGCUCCCCAGCCCCCGACACCAAGACCCUCCGGCACCGUAUCUCAAGCAGCAAAUCCGAGGGGGAUCCCCCGGGCGACCUCGAGACCGGGUCAACCAAAAGCCAGCCCAAACCCGUAUCUUUCGUCCGGCUCGCCGCUCUGGCGCGCCCGGAGCUCCCGUUCGCCCUCGUGGGGACGGUAACGGCUAGCGGGAACGGGCUGCUGUUCCCGAUGUUCUCGCUGCUGCUGUCGGAGAUCAUUACCGUGUUCUACGAGCCGCCGUCGCAGCUCAAGAGCGACGCGAACUUCUGGGCUGGGAUGUUUGUGGUUCUCGCGGGCGGCGGCGCCGCCCUUGCCUUUUUUCAGUUCGCCUGCUUCGGAAUCAUGGCCGAACGGCUCAUCCACCGCGUGCGCCGCAUGACGUUCGCCGCCGUGCUGCGCCAAGAGAUCUCCUGGUUCGACGACGACGCAAAUGCUUCCGGUUCCGUCGGCGCGCGCUUGUCGGCUGACGCGGAAGGGAUCAAGGGUUUGGUGGUUGACCAACUGGGGUUAACGGUUCAGAACCUGGCGACCAUUACCGCGGGGCUGAUCCUGGCGUUCCGGUCGGAGUGGCGCCUGACGCUCGUCGUGCUGUCGAUCGCGCCGCUCCUAAUUUUCGGUGGCUAUGUCCAGGCCAAGAGCAUGAAGGACGGCACGGUGAAGGCGAAGCAGAUGUACGAAGCCGCCAGCCAGGUGGCAAACGACGCGACCGGAAACAUCCGUACGGUGGCAGCGUUUGGAGCCGAGGACAAGAUUCUGGGGCUGUAUAGGAGACAGGUGGAGAUUCCUGAGCGCGUCGGCAUGCGCUCGAGCCAGGUCAACGGCGUCUCCUUCGCCUUCUCCCAAUUCGUGGUCUUUGCGGCAUAUGCGCUGAGCUACUGGUACGGCGGGCUGCUCGUCAAGCGGGGUCAGGCGUCCUUCAAGGACGUCCUACAAGUGUUCUUCGCCAUUGUGCUGAGCGCCAUCGGCAUCUCCCAGACUGCUUCCAUGGGCCCCGAUCUUCAAAAGGCGCGCAACGCGGUGGCCUCGAUCUUUGCGAUCCUGGAUCGGCGCCCGCAGAUCGACUCCGACGAUACCUCCGGCAUGACCCUUCCUGCAGUGAAGGGCGACAUCGCGUUCCGGAAUGUGCACUUUGCAUACCCGCAGCGGCCGGACGUCCAGAUCUUCCGCGGCAUGAGCUUCGACAUCGAGUCCGGACGGACGGUGGCGCUCGUCGGCGAGAGCGGGUCCGGCAAAUCGACGGUCAUCGCGCUCAUCGAACGGUUCUACGACCCCGCGACAGGAACCGUCUCGGUAGACGGAGUCGACAUCAAGAAGAUGCAGCUCAAGUGGCUGCGCAAGCACAUCGGGCUCGUCUCCCAAGAGCCCAACCUCUUCUCGGUCAGCAUCCGCGACAACAUUGCUUACGGCAAGGAAAACGCGACAGACGAAGAGAUCGAGGCGGCCGCGCGCGCCGCAAACGCGCACAGCUUCAUCGAGCGCUUGCCGGAGCGGUACGGCACCCAAGUGGGCGAGCGGGGGGUGCAGCUGUCGGGCGGACAGAAGCAGCGGGUGGCGAUCGCGCGCGCGAUCCUGAAGAACCCGCGGAUCAUCCUGCUAGAUGAGGCGACGAGCGCGCUGGACGCGGAGUCGGAGAAGUUGGUGCAGGACGCCCUGGAUAAGGUGAUGGUGGGCCGGACCACUGUCGUUAUUGCGCACCGGCUGACCACAGUCCGCAAUGCCCACAAGAUUAUGGUCGUCCAGAGCGGCGCGAUCGCGGAGCAAGGGACGCACCAAGAGCUGCUGAAGAUCGAGGGAGGGGCAUAUGCCAGCCUCGUCAAACUUCACCAGGCCUCGGACUAAUCACUGAAACGUGUACGGCACCAACCGAGAGUUGGGACGAUACAGUAUAACAUUUUGUUUGGAUAAUGGAGCGGUUAUACUUCUAAUAUUGGACGAAGACAGUCAUUAGUUGCCUGUUACUGUGGUUGUUGUGUUAAAUAGGCCGGCGCUAAAUAAGCCGGCAUAAGAACGGUCUAUGGGCACUCAAGCGGUUGUUAUAAACGAGAUGCGCGUAUGGCUCUUUGGAACGCUUGCGUUGAGCUUACUUCUUAACGGGGCCGGGCUGGCUGCAGAGAUAGGACAGGGCGUUGGCAAUCUUUCGCUACCGUGGGAUUCUGCAGACAGCGCUAUGGAAGGGUGAGCAAGAAGCUAAAAAGAGUAGAUAGGAUGCUCGGCGGGACUGAUGUAUGGACUAUUGCUCGCACAUUACGUGAUUCCAC